UCAAAGCUGAAGAGACAGACAUGAGCGCCCUGGUGCUGCCAGCUGACCUGCCAGCAUGCAGUAUGACUUCUGAAAUACCCAAAGAGAAGAAAAUAGAGGAGAACAGGCCAAAAUACUCAGAGGAGGAGGAGGAGGAGGAGGAGAUUCAGGUGAAUGGAUCUCCUCCAGAAAAACACACAGAAGGAGAAAAAGACGAGAAGACCAUUGAAGAAAGCAAGAUUCAGAGAGACCUCAAGGAGAUUGAGGUAAUUGAGGAGUCUAAAGAUCCUCAGAAACAUGAUGAAGAUAAGGAGGAGGAGGAGGUUUUGGGUCCAGAUGUGGUCACUUGUGACUCCUGCAUUGAUAAGCCAUGCAGAGCUAAAAAGUCUUGCCUCACCUGUCUGGUAUCAUACUGCGAGUCUCACCUGAGGCCACACCUGGAGAACGCCAAGUUCCAGAGCCACAGGUUAGUGGAUCCUCUGCGGGACAUUGAGAGGCGGACCUGCGAGGCUCACCGCUGCCCGCUGGAGCUAUACUGCUGCAUGUGCUGCCUCUGCCCAGCCUGCGUCACAGAGGAGCACAUCGGACACCAAGCCCUGCCCAUAGCCGAGGCACGGAGGAAUAUAGAGAAAGAGCUUCAGGAUAAGCAGACAGAAAUGCUGAAGACGAUGACGGCUGCAGAAAACGCCAUUAACAAGCUGCAGGUCAACACUGUGUCUAUAGAGGGCUCAGUGCAGGAGGUGCGGGCUGUGAUUGAGGAGCAGUUCAGUGUCCUGCAGACCGCAGUGGAGCAGGUGAAGCGGGAUGUGUGUGAGCUGCUGGAGGCGGAGGAGCGGCAGGCGCUGCGGCAGGCAGAUGGCAUACGGGUGCAUCUGGAGCAGCGCUGCGCAGAACUUAAGAAAACACAGAGCAGAGUCCAGAAGAUCAGCAAGAACAAACACGACAUACGCUUCCUGCAGGAGUAUUCAGAAUGGAAGAAGGAAGCAGUGGACGUGUCUUUGCCUGGGGUUUAUAUCGGCCUGAUGGAUCGACUGCAGGCGUUCAGUCAUGUGAUCGUUCGCUCCACGAAUAAAAUGUGUGAAAAUCUGCAGAGCUCGUACACCAACAAACUCAAAGACACCUGUAAAAAUGAUAAUGUGGGCAUAAAGACGACGGUUUUUGCCAUUAUGGCGGCAAAGAAGAACAUGACGAUUCCAGACCCCAAAACCAGAGACGACUUCCUACAGUACGUCACUCCUCUGUCUCUGGAUGCCGAUACGGCGCAUGUGUUUCUGCGUCUGACAGAAGAGCGUAAGAAAGUGUCCAACACCACACCAUGGCAGCACAGCUAUCCAGAUCUCCCAGAGCGCUUCCAGCACUUCAAACAGGUGCUGACUCUGGAGAGCUUCUACCUGGGACGCCACUACUUCGAGGUGGACAUGAGGGGCGAAGGGACACACGUGGGUCUGACCUACAAGAGCAUCGAGCGCAAGGGUUCGCAGAGCAACAGCUGCAUCGCCGGAAACAACUUCUCCUGGUGUUUGCAGUGGAACGGCCGCAGUUUCUCCGCCUGGCACAGCGAUGUGGAGACGCCGCUCAGCUGCUCCAAAACCACCCGCAUCGGCAUCUACGUGGACUAUUCCGGCGGUCUGCUGGCUUUCUAUGACGUGGAGAACGGGAUGACGCUCAUCCACAAGUACCAGGCAGAGUUUCUGGAGCCGCUUUAUCCUGCUUUCUGGCUCCCCAAGAAGGAGAACGUGGUGCUGCUGGAGCCUGGAGCUGCGUCUCCUCUGUCCUCUCCAUCUCCGUCUCCUGAUGCUGCCACUAAAUAACCUUUGCUAGAUGUUUCCAUAUCAUUUCCACGUUAUGGGGUCCUGGGGGGGUUUACAUCUGGGUUUAAUAUGUAGUCCUGGGGUCCGUUCUUCGUACCUCGCUUAAAUGAUCUAAGAUGAUUUGGCAGAUGUUGGAUCUGUUAAUCUUGAUAACUGAUCUCUGGAUAAUUUGGUUCUUCAAACAAGUUUGUGAUCAGAUUAAAGUGUCUGGAUGAACAGAUUUUUUUUAUUUUAAACCUUUUUUUAAGAGUUACGAGCCAUUUUUUGACAGAAAAUGUAAAGUUGCUAUUUUGAAGGCCAAUAGGUCUAUAACGGGACUAUAAAAGAUGUAACCUAUGACUGAUAUUAAAGUGUUAUGACUGCUACAGUGCAUUUGAACAAGAUGCCUGUUGAAAUGCCUUUGCAUACUGUACUGUAUGUGCAUUUAUUGUAGGACAUAUAACAAAAUGGAGAAGAGAGAUAACCAGUGCUGUGACUGAUAUAAAAGUUUCAUGACUGUUCUAUUUUAGCAUAUGGCUUAAAUGCAUAAUGCUAUAUAUAUAUAAUUUACAAUAAAAAUGUUGUCAUUAGAGUUUGCCAUGUUUUCAGACAUGUUUAAACUUAUAUACACAGUUGAAGUCAGAAUUAUUAGCCCUCCUGAAUUAUUAGCCCUCUGUUUAUUUUUCCCAAAUUUCUGUUUCAAGAGUUCACACUUAGAUAAUGCUCAACUAUGAUAGCAGGUUUGGCAUGCUGUCCUGGGAGAGAACCCUGAGCUCGGAGAUAGCUGAGCCCAAGGUUCCCGCCUGGUCAAUGAGCAUUAGGAGGGAUACGAGAUCAGGAGUUUCUCGAGUGCCCCCUUUUGCUAUGUAUGUGUUAAGGGCUUGUGACUGUAUUACGAUUCACUUAUGUACAUGUUUUUAGACUGUGGGAGGAAACCGGAGGACCCGGAGAAAACCCACGCAAACACAGGGAGAACAUGCAAACUCCACGCAGGGAGUCCCGACUGGCUCCAUUAGAACUUGAACCUGUGGCCUUCUUACUGCGAGGCAGCAGUUCUAACCACUGAGCCACCGUGUUGCCCGAUCAUGAAAAAGGAGGAGGGAGAAUAGAAGGAUGGGGGGGGGGGUUCCAAAAACAAAGAUAAGGAAUGAAGUUUAGGCAGGAUAUUUAUAGUAGUUUUAGAAUGAUCAGAUAGGCUAGCUAAUUAUUAGCAAUGAGGAUCAGCUGUAGUCAAUCAUAUCACAUGCUCCUCUCGAAAUUAGUUUGUGAAACUUCACUAAGUGGAAAGAAGAGUUGAUUUUUCUUCAACACAUUUCUAAACAUAAUAGUUUUAAUAACUAAUUUCUAAUAACUGAUUUCUUUUAUCUUUGUCAUGAUGACAGUAAUUAAUAUUUAACUAGAUAUUGUUCAAGAUACUAGUAUUCAGCUUAAAGUGACAUUUAAAGGCUUAACUAGGUUAAUUAGGUUAAAGUUAGGGUAAUUAGGCAAGUCAUUGUAUAACAGAGGUUUGUUCUGGAAACAAUCCAAAACAAAUAUUGCUUGAGGGGGGUAAUAAUAUUGACCUUAAAAUGGCUUUAAAAAAUUUAAAACUGCUUUUAUUCUAGCCGAAAUAAAACAAAUAAGACUUUCUCCAGAAGAAAAAAUAUUAUAGGAAAUACUGUGAAAAAUUCCUGAAUCUAUUCAACAUUAUUUGGGAAAUACUUAAGAACAAAAAAAAAAAAACAAUCACAGGUGGAUGAAUAAUUCGGACUUCAACUGUAUAUAUACACCUUUUUUAUAUGAUAAAAUAUGUAAGACAGAAGUUUCUGGUCUUCAGUACUGUUGCACAAGUGACCAAACCCAUCUGACGUAGUUUAACCUGUUGUGGUACAUUUCACCAGGGUUUGGUCAGAUUUAACAGCCGAUAUGAUGACUCUACAGUGACUCUUCAAGUCUGUUUGCCUUCUUGUCUUACACUUUAUGAUCUUUUAUGAAUUGUGAGUUACUUUGCAAAUAAAACCGCAGUGAAAACA
Messenger RNA from Danio aesculapii, 3781 nucleotides. RefSeq names its product tripartite motif containing 16 (gene trim16). Bases 21 to 1790 code for a protein of 589 amino acids. The record is from RefSeq and is a predicted model, not a curated record. The transcript has 7 exons. NCBI's taxonomy places the organism in Eukaryota, Metazoa, Chordata, Actinopteri, Cypriniformes, Danionidae. Gene Ontology annotation, molecular function: protein binding.